Molecule: messenger RNA, 1760 nt
Organism: Cryptomeria japonica (Japanese cedar)
Lineage: Eukaryota; Viridiplantae; Streptophyta; Pinopsida; Cupressales; Cupressaceae
Exons: 12
Coding region: 296-1390 (364 amino acids)
Source: RefSeq, a predicted model, not a curated record
AAUAUUAAAAAAAAAAAAGUUUUUGUGAAAGUCCAAUGUAACGUUUACGAGUUUCAGGUCGCGCUUAAAGAAUUCAGAACAGCCAAAGAAAAAAAACCGUAAUGUCGGUUGCCUUGUCGUCUAGAAUUUUGAAAACGAGCACAAAAGCACACGUGAGACAGAUAUUUGCAGAGGAAUCGAUGCUACUCAAUUUUCACAGCGAACAAGGCUGUUAAUUUCCUGUGAGUAACACUCUUGUAUUCUAUUUGGGAUUUCAUAUUUUUUGGCUGUAUGUUGAGUCAUUGAACUGCAAUACAUGGAGGGAAAAUCUGAAUGUGAAACUCAAGAAGAAGCAAAUUCCUUAUCUCUUGCACAAGCACUAACGGUGCCUGUACCUAUUCUAGCAUCAAGAUUUAGGAAUAAACGGGAGGUUGAGUUGGUUAUGGAAGCAUCAAAAUUUGCUGUAAAUUUUGAUGACGUGCUUGAGAAAUAUGAGAUGGUAUCUGUCAGGGCACAGGCUCUUAAAGAAGCAUGGGACAACCUAUGGGUUUCUCAAGAAGCGCUUUUAGCAUCAGCUAUUCCUCUUAUAGGUGAAAAAAUGUCAGAGAUCAACCGCAUAAGGGCACAUUUGCUGAAGAAGAUGGAUGUUAUAAUUGAAAGUUUGCAGGCAUCAAAUGGAGAUCCCGGAGUUCGAAAAUCAAGCCAGAUCAAGGACGGUCUCCUCCAGGGCGAUCAAGCAAGGACAAGGGCGACCUCCUCCAGUCUAGCAUCGACAAGGAUGGCUUUCUUCGAUCAAACAUCAACAAGGGCGACCUUUUCCAAUCCAGCAUUCCAAAGCGAGGAAUUGAGAAUGGAUGGAAUAGAGCGGCUGGCAAAAGACAAGCUAUUCUUGUGUUUGAGGUCUGAGUUGGAGGGAGAGCUUGGAAAGAGAAUCAACAUUAUUUGUACCAAAGGGAGCAUUCACAAGCUAAGUGGUAAGAUGGCAGAUUUCAUCAAUUCCUUGAUAACAAAACUUGAACUCUGUGAUGUAACUACACAAAAUCCUGGGUGCAAUUCUCUUAACAAGACUGCAAAGACUGAUCAAGGUGAACACACCAAAUUUUUAGACAUGAUUCCAACUAUAAAUAGUUCAAUUCAAUGCAAUGAGAAAUUGAUGGGAAAUGAUUCUGCUUCUACCAGUGCUUCUAAGGCUCCCCAUUUACAAGAAAAUAAUUCAGGUCAAAAUGUCAUAACGCUUGCUCAUGGAUUGGCUCUAACAAGCCCAGUAAUUGGAACAUGUUUUACUUCACAAGGCCUGGCACAUAAUGACAUGAAUAUGAAAAUCCAGAGUCACUCUUCUUUGGUCUCAGAGGAGCAACUUUCUGGCAUUGGUUCAAAAUUUUGGCUUUUGCAGAACAAGCGUUCUACCUAAAACAUAUGUUAAUUAUGGUGUUAAAUGUGAGUUUCCUGCUAUCCCUGUCAAUACUUAAUUGAUUGAAACCAAUAAAGUGUAUUAAUUUUGGUGUGAGAAUAAUGCUUUUUGUUGAUCGAGGCAUAGGCUAAAUUAAGUUAUAGGCAAAACUUAUAUAUAAAGUUACCAAUUGGAAUUGUCCUCAAGGUGAAAAUGACAUGAAUCAUCUUUUGUAUAUGGAACAUAAAUAAAACGCUAAUUAUAGGGGUCUGAGUCAAUGUUGAUAUUGACAUCAAAGUGGAAGAGAGGCAUGAUGUGUCUCCACACUCAAUUUGGACAAAAUUAUCAUUUAUUACAUGUUACCAUGGAGUAUGCCAUCAUUAUAGAACUA